Molecule: messenger RNA, 2416 nt
Organism: Dendronephthya gigantea
Lineage: Eukaryota; Metazoa; Cnidaria; Anthozoa; Malacalcyonacea; Nephtheidae
Product: acid phosphatase type 7-like
Exons: 13
Coding region: 199-1524 (441 amino acids)
Molecular function (GO): metal ion binding; acid phosphatase activity
Source: RefSeq, a predicted model, not a curated record
AGGUUGGAAAUUUCAGCAAGUGUAGAAAUUUCCCAAAAUGGAAGAAAGAAAGGAUGUGAAAACGCAUGAUGGAAUAAACACGUGAUGGAAUAAUAUUGAGCACAAGAGAGUCACAUGCUUGUCACAUGAUGAGUACCAGUCUCCAGAGACUUCGUUGUUGUCUAAUUUGUCUUGUUGCGUCUUUCGAAACGUCAAACAAUGGAGUUUCAGUAUUUUUUCAUCUUAUUUUGCUGCCUUUAUGGCUGCUCUUUAGCUCUGCCAGUGAAUGUAAAUGGGGAUCCAGUGUAUACACAACCAGAACAAGUUCAUAUUUCAGCGACAGGUGAUGUAACUGAAAUGGUGAUAACUUGGGUGACAAUUGUAGCAGACAUCGAUUCAAUUGUUCAGUAUGGUCUAGCAGACAAGGCUCUUGCAAUGACCGCCAAAGGGAAUGCUACAAAGUUUGUUGAUGGUGGAUCAGAAAAAACAGUGAGAUACAUUCAUAGAGUGAAAUUGACUGGACUAAGACCAGCGACAUCAUAUGAUUAUCACUGUGGAAGUAUGAUGGGUUGGAGCUCUAUCUUCAGAUUCAAAACUUUACCUGAAGGAACCAACUGGAGUCCAAGAUUGUGUCUUUAUGGGGACUUGGGAAAUUCAAAUGCCAUGUCAUUGGGUUAUAUCCAAGAAGAAUUAGCUAGGGAUGACUUUGAUGCAGUUUUGCAUGUUGGUGAUUUUGCUUACGACUUGGCCUCGGACCAAGGACGUGUUGGUGAUGCUUUCAUGAGGCAAAUUGUGCCAAUCGCAUCAGCACGACCUUACAUGACCUGCCCUGGAAACCAUGAAUAUGCAUACAAUUUUUCCAACUACAGAAAUCGAUUCUCCAUGCCUGGAAAUUCUGAAAGCCUCUGGUACAGUUGGAAUGUUGGACCAAUGCAUAUCAUCAGCCUUUCCACCGAGGUCUACUUUGACUACUUACAAGAUGGAAUUCAACUUCUUACUCGUCAAUAUGAAUGGCUUCUUCAUGAUUUGAAACAAGCAACAUCACCUCAAAGACGUCAAGAACAACCUUGGAUAAUGGUGAUGGGACAUAGACCAAUGUAUUGUUCUGAUAAUGACGGUGAUGAUUGUACAAAAGUGGACAGCAAGGUCCGUGUUGGUGUGACCUCCUCUCACUUGUUUUCCCUUGAAAAACUUUUCUAUUCAUACGGCGUUGAUUUGUUAAUCUGGGCACAUGAACAUAAUUACGAACGUCUCUUUCCAAUAUAUGAUCAAAAGGUUUACAAUGGUUCCUAUGAGUUUCCAUUUACUAACCCUAGAGCUCCAGUGCACAUCACAACAGGAUCUGGGGGAUGCAGUGAACGUCAUGAUCCAUUUUCAAAAGAUCCAGCCUAUUUUACGGCGUUUCGUGCUCUUGACUAUGGGUAUUCACGAAUGACAGUUUAUAACUCAACACAUUUAUACUGGGAUCAGAUCAGUAUUGAUCAGGGUGGAAAAGUUAUUGAUGAAAUGUGGCUGAUUAAAGAUAUUCACGGGCCUUACAACUGAAGAUUUAAUAACUUCUUUUCUAAUUGCCCAGAAUUUGUUACAAUUCCUUCUUGCAUUUUUUUUCGUAGAUGAUUUGUUUACUAUAAUUUGAUGCAAUCUCAGGAAUCCUGAAACAUCUUCCAAAGAAUUUUUACUCUCAAUGUUUUUAAUUUUAAUGGUAUUUAAUAGUUGUUAUUGACUUUGGGUAUAUAAAUCACCAUUUGAUGUACGUUUAUAAUGUAAAGUAGGGUAUCACCAUAUAUGCCAAUAAGGGUUGAACACCAGGGGCAGGGUAUUAUAGUUCAGUUAAAUGCUUUAAAUGAAUUCCAAUAUAUUUAUCAGCAAAAUGAAAAUAAACUUCUACAAAACUUUUGCGAUUCUUUUGCACAAUAUCGUAGUUUUCCCAACACUAGUUCCUGCUCGCUUGCUCCAGAAGUUUGAAGAGUCAGUUGUAAACAUUUUCUGAAAAUAUUUUGCAAGAUUUAGGAAAGGGAAUGAGUCGAAAAUGAUAGAAAUAGAUCGGCUCGUGUAUCUAAAACUCACUGGGUUGACUUCCUAACAAAUAAAGUUUAAUUUCGACUCUCAAUAGAAUGAGAUUCAUGUACCAUUUAUAAACCUUGCCUUCCCAUGAAGCAACGAGCGCUUGCGGAGGAAGUAAACGUGCAUCAUGGGAUAUCUACGAUAAGUGCAAUUUAGUGCAAAUGUUAAAAUUUAAAGAUACUGAAACAGCUGUCAAAGAAAAAAGCUCGCUUAGUUUUGUGUCGUUAACCUUGAUCUUCUAAUAGGCUUGGUUGAUAUCCAUAACAAUUGAACGUUUGUCGAAUAAAACCGCAUCGAUGCGAUGAUAGCGUCCAUUGAGCUACUGCAACCCUUAUUAAAAUUUAAAUGAUCAUUAAAGUAAUUAUGUAAAAAC